AUUGGCUGACGUCUUGGAACACCAUACUGACUGCAGUCCCUAUUUUGAUCGUGUUACUAGCUGUGGUGUGGUCUAACACAGACUGCUACCAGCUGGGACUCUGCCACUCAAAAAGUCUGCCAUCUAUGUUCAGGUAGUUCACAUUGUUGGACCUCCUGGGUUCGGUAAAUCCACUCUGGCCAUGAAAAUUGGGGAAAUAUUCUUACGGAACUGGGUUAGUGUUCAUUAUGUAGAUGUUAGGCAAGAGCUUGUUAAAGACAUCGAUACCCUUGCUCAAAAAAUUGUAUUGACUAUGGUUGAUCUACGAAGGAACAAGAAACUGAAAACAUUUAUUGAUUUAAAAGAUAAGGUUCACAACCAGUACUCAAACUCAUUGAUAAUACUAGACAACUGUGAUGAGCUUUUUGAAGACACUAAAGAAGAAUUUUGGAAGGCAUUAGAGUCAUUAAUGCUUGCCUCACCCCUAAAACGUGUGCGGUAUAUUCUUACCAGUACACACCAUCAAGCAGCUAAAAUUGGCAACUUUCGACUCCAUGCCAUUUCCAACCUCUCAUCUGAAGCAGCUAUCCAACUGUUGGGUGCAGUAGCUCCUAGUUUAACAGAUGAUCAGAAGUGGCAAAUAGCCAAUCUGACAGGAAAUGUUCCACUAGCACUAGAGGUUAUAGGGGCUAUUUUCAAAUUUCAGAAUGCUCCUUUUUCUGAGAAAGUAAUCCUUAAGUUAAGAGAUAAUCUACCUCGUCCAGCUCAGCUACCUACUUCUUCCAUUGAUCUUGCUUACAGUUAUCUGAAGCCACAACUGAAACUGUUGUGUGUUAAUCUCUCCCAUUUUCCCGGCCGUUUUAAUAAAGAAAGUGCUAGUUUUAUUUUCUCAUUCACUGAAGACAUGCUAGAUGAGUUAGUACAAAGAUCACUGUUGCAAUCUAGUCAUGGUACGCAAAGCUAUUUCUUUCACCAACUACUCCACAAGUUCUUUCAAAGUCAAAAAGUGGAAGGAGCAUCACUUCAGAAACAUUUUGACACUCAAUUCCAAAUCUACUUUACUCGUACUCUUGACAAAAUAAUAACAGAGUAUGUCAAGACUUUUAAACUGACUCAAUUAGAUGAGGAAAAACACAAUAUUAAAUACAUGUUUGCUCUAUUUAAAAGGGCUAAGCAUGUCACGACAACUUACAGUGGAGUAAGAGUGGUAUUGAAAGCACAAGAAAUUAAUAUAAUCCAACUGAAAUUUCUACCAUUAGAACUGCAUGAAAUUUCCUUGCAAAUGCUGGAUGCUCUGGACUUUUACACACAUCGUGAUCAGGCUAAUGUUAAAUCUUUCACACAAACAUACCUGAAGGUAGUGAUGUUUGUUGCUACUACACUUCACAAAAAAGCAGAUACAAUCACAACUUUAGUUUCGAAACAUGAAAAAAUCGAUGAGGGUUAUCAGAGAGGAGUAAUAUCUGCCAAUGAAUUCACAAAGUACUACAAUGUGCUGGCACAGUACUAUUGGGAAAAUGGAGACAAUAUUAAAGCAACUAGCUGCCACACACACAUUCUCUCAACUAUUCAUGGACAGGUAAGGCGUUGCAACCCAAAAUGUGACUAUCUGAGUGUUUCCAUUGCAUACGAAGACAUUGGAGACCAAAUGAAGGCAUUGGAUUUCCGGGAACUUGCAUACCAGUACCAGUUACACUCUUUAGACCAGAGAGAGCAUGCAAAACUAAUUCUUGAUUUGUACAACAACUCUUCUAACAUCGCAAAAGACAAAAACUUUUCGCCUACUGUAAUUGAUGACGUGUACCCUUACCUAAUUACUGCUAACAGAUCUGAUUACUCAGAGGAAAUGUAUUAUGUUGCUAUUGAAUACUUCCGGGCCAACAAUUUGGAAAAACAAGUGGUUCAACUGCAGAUGAGAAUGAUCAACAAUUCAUUUCCAUGCAAGAAAAGACACUGUACUGGAUUAUUGAAAAGGGAAGAGCAUUUUGAUUUGUUUUUGGAAAAAUCUCAGCAUCAAGCUGAUCUAAUGGCUACAUGUGAAUUUAAAUGUGCUGCCCACUAUGCAGGUAUGGCACAGGAGGCCUAUGACAGGAAAUGUUACUUCCUGGCAAUAUGGUCAGGGCUAAAAAGUUGUAAAAUUAUUGAUAAGCUUGGAGAACCCAACGCAGUACUAAAGUUUUUACCAAAAUAUUUAGUGGCACUAAGUUACUAUGAGAUGGGAAAAAACUAUUCUGCAACACAGACUGUAUUAGAAUACGCUGUGAAACACACAGGCAUUGCCAUUAAGUUUGAUUAUUUCUCUUUGGAGUUGAGACUUUUGAGAUCAAAGAUAUGUCGUGUUUUAAUAGCAUUGAAUUGGCCACUUUCUAAUCCACGUUGCUACUUUUAUAUCAUGCUAGAUAUUGCAUACAUGUGUGCUAUUGCACUAACCCACCUUUUAAUGAACGUCAACACACUACUUUAUUAUUUUUUGAGAGCUAUAUUACCACAAAUAUUCUGGUACCUGGAAAAUAUUAAACUUGUGUACCUUUAUGUUAUAGUUAUAGUAUUAGGCCUUUGUUUCUGGGCUUUUUAUAUAGGCUUUGGUGGUUUAUAUGGUUUAUAUUUAUGUUUGUCUUGGUGUUUCCACACACGAUUCCGAAGAUUUCUUAUCCUUUUUAUUUUGCUAAUUCUACUUGUC
Messenger RNA from Geodia barretti, 2659 nucleotides. NCBI's taxonomy places the organism in Eukaryota, Metazoa, Porifera, Demospongiae, Tetractinellida, Geodiidae. The record is from the annotation of a GenBank genome assembly.